AUGAGCGCUUCACUAAGAUAUCGACCCAUAGAGGAACGUGAAUUAGCGAAAGAUUUUGGAUUUGAUGUUACAGCUCCUUCUGGUGGUGUCCAAACAUCUGGUGCCAAUAACAGAGAAUACAAAACGGAAUGUCGGAAAAUUUACAGUGAAUUUCUCAUGAAUAUGAGAGAUUACAUCUUUCAAGAGGAACAAAUUAAAAAAGAAUUGACGAAAUUGCGAGCACAAACAGCAUCACCCCAUAAACAAGCAAGAGAUCCAAUAAUAAGCUUGAGUUCGAGGUGUUCGUCCACAAGGCGCGAUAGUCUUUAUAGUGACACAGGCCUCCACGAUAAGGAGAUUCUGAGACCUGGCAGAAUUGAUCUGAGUAAAAAGAGACCAAAAACUGUCAUUGGGACUGUGCGAGGGCGAGAUGUCAAUUUAGAUCAUGUUGAUGGUCAAGAAGAUAAUAUUCUACCAGAUAUAAUUACAACUCAUGGUGGUUCAACGUCAAUAACCACUAAUCAAACAGUCAAACAUUCCUCCUCUGCAACGGACAACAGAAAGCAAACUUCCCCAAGAGAUCGAGAGGAUCAUAAUGCAAUUGUAGAAAGUAGUUCAGACUUUGCUUGUAGUAGGGUUAUCAGAAUGAACCCCCGCGCUUAUUCUAAAUUGGUGUGUGGAAAAGCUAACGUUCAUGUUUUGAAUAGGAGUUCUGGAUAUCUUCUAAAGCCAGUUUCAGAAACUAAAACAGAUGUUCUUAUGCCAAAAAAUGUCGGUAGAUCAAACGUUCCAGAAAGAUUAGCUAUUGUCAGAGAAAGGACCAAUUUCAAAUCUCCAACUUUAUCUAACGACCUGAAGGUAAAUAAUUUAUUAGCUAUAAAGAAAUCUUUAGUUGGUGACACAUCUCCCAGAUUGACUGUAGGUCAUGUGAUGAACAGUGCAAGAGAAAGACGCUCGAGACUCUACAGAAUUCAGUUAACAUCGGAUGUGAUAGAACAUUCUAAAAUCCAAGAUCAGAGAAGUCCAAGAAUUAGUCAUUACUGCAAGUCAAAGGCACCGUGUUCAUCUCCGCCGACAGCUCGUCUAACAAGAAAAAAUUUGGCUAGAUUUGAACAGGAUAUUCAAAAAGAAGCCAUAGAAAAGCUCAGGAAGACUGUUGUCGAGAUGGUGUCUAGUGUUGAAAAUAGGGUUGACGAAGAAAAUCAUUCUGGUGAUAAACAUUCCAUCCAAUCGAGGAGAUGUGACGAAUACCCAGUUGACCGAAUCCAUGAAGACGCCUACCUGUACAACCAACAUACUCCUCGAAUCCAGGAACAAGACGCAAUAGCAGAUUCUGAUCAUAGACCAAAAUAUGAUACCGGUUUACGGCGGAUGUCAAGAGUUUCAUAUUUAGAACCUGUCACUAAAACUGAGUCUCGUCGAGGAAGCACAUUUUUAGAAAGGAUUAAAGAUGGUUCCCGAUCUCGACUAAGGAGUGAAAUGUCCACGAGACCUUCGACUAUGCACAGUGGUUUUUGUUCUGAAAAUUCGUCACCUCGCAGAGUGAGCCAUCAAGAAACAAUAGCAUUGGUGAAACAAUCAAAAACAGAUGAUGACUAUAGAGAUAAUGAACUCAAUCUUUGGAGACAGAGGAUGAUAUUUGCUGCUGGGAAAAAAGAUCUACCUGUAUCCAAGGUUUAA
Lottia gigantea (owl limpet) is the source of this 1659-nucleotide messenger RNA. RefSeq lists its product as hypothetical. The transcript has a single exon. NCBI's taxonomy places the organism in Eukaryota, Metazoa, Mollusca, Gastropoda, Lottiidae. Bases 1 to 1659 code for a protein of 552 amino acids. The record is from RefSeq and is a predicted model, not a curated record.